This is a messenger RNA of Hyalella azteca, 737 nucleotides long. RefSeq lists its product as uncharacterized. The record is from RefSeq and is a predicted model, not a curated record. Lineage: Eukaryota; Metazoa; Arthropoda; Malacostraca; Amphipoda; Hyalellidae. The transcript has 2 exons. The coding region runs from base 55 to 420 and encodes 121 amino acids.
UCGUCUGGAGAGCGGACAGUUCACUGCGGAAACCGUGAGAUAAUACCAAGAACAAUGAAAGCACUGGCGAUAGCGACAAUUAUGGCUGUGGUUCUGACGAUGGCAUUAUCAGCUCCGGAACCUUCGCAUUCCCACGGAAAUCGGAAAAAAGACAGAAAUAUCUUCGAGAAGAUCUUCCACCCUCAACCACGCAACAUAAUCCAACAGAUAUUCCACCCUCAACCACGCAACAUAAUCCAACAGAUCUUCCACCCUCAACCACGCAACAUUUUCGAGCAAGUUUUCAACCCCAACCCUCAACCACGCAACAUAAUCGAGCAGAUCUUCAACCCUCAACCACGCAACAUAAUCGAGCAAGUUUUUAACCCCAACCCUCAACCACGCAACAUCAUAGAGCAGAUUUUCAACCCCCGCGGGUAACCGACCUGCUACAACCGUGACUCAUCGGUUAUAACCAGGAAUAAAAAAUUUAAAAUUACGGGUUGUACAGGAAGAAUUUUAGACGCUUGGAUUGAAUCGUAUUGUGUAUUAGAUGUAGAUGAUUUUUGACGACCAAUUUUCCAAAACAAAAUUCGACUUGUGUUUUUUUGUUAUAAAUUAAUGAAAUUGACAAUGAAUUUACAAGUGAAAUUGACAAGGAAAGUUAGGAUAUAAUUACUCAAAUUAAAUGUUACUCAGAAUGUUCAAGAUAAUUUAUUAAAUUUUCAGUCGCAGCUCAAAAUUGAGCGAAUAUCGGG